This is a messenger RNA of Pelobates cultripes (western spadefoot toad), 669 nucleotides long. The record is from the annotation of a GenBank genome assembly. NCBI's taxonomy places the organism in Eukaryota, Metazoa, Chordata, Amphibia, Anura, Pelobatidae.
AUGCUGUCUUUAUCAAACAAAACUGAAAAUCUUGAACAAAAAAUAGCAGCUUUAGAAGAUAGAUCAACAAAAAGUAACAUAAGACUCAGAGGCGUGCCUGAAGACAUUACUACAGAAAAAAUAAAAGAUUAUCUAUGUAACUUAUUUAAAGAGGUUCUUCCUGAAAUGUCUACAGUCGACUAUCAAAUAGAAAAUUUUCAUCGAAUUCGUAAACCUAAUAUAACUGAAGACAUUACUACAGAAAAAAUAAAAGAUUAUCUAUGUAACUUAUUUAAAGAGGUUCUUCCUGAAAUGUCUACAGUCGACUAUCAAAUAGAAAAUUUUCAUCGAAUUCGUAAACCUAAUAUAAUUGCUUCGCAUCUUCCAAGAGAUGUGAUAGUUAGUUUUCGCUCACCAUCAGUAAAAGAUAAUCUAAUUAAAGCCAACCGUAUAAAACCCCAAACAAAUCUCAUCUACAAAGACAUAAUUUUUUUGCAAGACUUAUUUCAUUUUACUAGGACUUGGAAAAAAUCCUUCUCAACAGUAACAGAUUUCUUAAGAAAAAAUGACAUCAGAUUCCAAUGGGGCUUCCCGGCAUCUCUAAAAUUUAUUUGGAGACAAGAAAAAAUUUCCUUUACUGAUGUAAAUGAAGCAAAGAGCUGGUUAGCCAAAAUUAAAGCUGAAAAAUAA